AUGAAAAGUUAUUUUCUCGUAUAUUUAUUAUUCUUUUGCUUGGUGAAUUAUUCAUCGGCUACUCUUGUUGAUUCAAUAGUAACAUUAUCAUGGUCAUCUCGUGGGAUAUCUCCAGUUGUAGAUCGUUUUCUAACUGGUGAUACACAAAUAGCAUUAAAACUUUUUUGUCCAGAAUCGUCAACAAAUCUAAAUGAAACUCAAGGUCAAAUGAGAAAACCUUCAGAUAAAGAUCACGAAAAAACUAAAAUUAAAAUAACGGGUCGUAUUGGUCGUGUUGUCGGAUGUUUACCAUUACAAUCUGAUACAUUGAUGACUACAAAUCAAUUAUCAUCAAAAGACAACAAAGAGUCACGAGGUAUGUCAGAAGAAGUCUAUAGUAAUUUAUGGAAACAAAUGGAGAUCAGAGAGUUUAUAAUGCAAGAAACUAAUUGUGAUGAUUCGGGAGCAUUAUAUGUUGACCAAUAUAAAAAUAUAACUGGACCAGAAAUUUCACCAGAAAAAAGAAAAACUAUGCUUAAACAAGAACGUGAACAACUAACUGCAAAUCAAAAAAACUACAUACCUCCUCGUCGUCGUCGUCGUGCUGCUGAAAAAACAAAUAUAAAAUUAACUAAUAAACAAUCUUCAACAGCACCUGUUGAUAAUCAACGGUCAGAGAAAAGAUUACAAACAUGGACUGAUGGUUAUUAUCUUAUUGAAAUUUAUCGACCAGCUAUUCUUGAUUCAGAUCUUACCGGACUUGAUGUUGACGUAAUCGUAUCGAUGAAGAAUCGUCAUGGUGGUUAUAUAACAGCGGAUGAAUAUCCAGCAUUAGUUUUUUAUGGCAUUAUGUGUGGCAUCUAUGGUUUAUUUGCUAUUUUAUGGUUUGUGUGGUGUGCAUUAUAUUGGCGUGAAUUACUUAAAAUACAAUUUUGGAUCGGUGGAGUUAUUCUGAUUGGUAUGAUUGAAAAAUCAGCGUUUUUAGCGGAAUAUGAUACAGUUAAUCGACAUGGAUAUAAAGUUCAUGUAGCUAUUGUUACAGCUGAAGUACUUUCAUGCUUAAAACGUACAGUAUCACGUAUGCUUGUCAUUAUUGUUGCACUCGGAUACGGUGUAGUUAAACCACGAUUAGGACCAUUAAAACAAAAGGUAUUUGCUAUGGGUCUUCUUUAUUUUGCAAUUGCUACAACAGAAGCCAUACUUCGUUUGAAUACUACAAAUGAUGAAACAAACAACAAAGUAUUAAUAUCACGUAUACCAUUGGCUGUUAUUGAUGCAACUAUUUAUUAUUGGAUAUUCACGGGCUUAGUUACAACAACACGAACAUUACGUUUAAGAAAAAAUAUUGUUAAAUUAAAUGUUUACCGACAUUUUACUAACACACUGAUAUUCGCUAUUCUAGCAAGUUUAGUAUUUAUGAUUUGGUCAUUAAAAUCACAUUUUUUUACUACAUGUAUUACAAAUUGGAGAGAAUUUUGGGUCGAUGAUGCAUUCUGGCACAUAUUAUUUUCAUUAGUUCUUCUUGUUAUUAUGUUUCUAUUUCGACCAUCAAAUAAUAAUCAACGUUAUGCUUUUGUACCUUUACUUGAUCAAUCAGACAAUGACAAUGACGAUUUUGAUGAUGACGCAGACCAAGGAGAAACGGCUGUAUUUGAUUCGAUAACGAUGCGUAAAGCAACAAAUAUUGAAAAUGGUGCAGCAUCAAAAAGCAAACGACAGCAGCAAGCAUCUAUGAAUCGUGAAGCAAAUGUAUCAUCUAGUGGAGCUGCAGGCUCAAAUGGUAACGAUGCUAUUGAAGAUGCUUUGACAUGGGCUGAAGAUAAUAUUCCAACAUCAAUUGCUGAUCAAGCAUUACAAGCGUUAGAUAGCGAAGACGAGAUUGUUAAUACGAAAUUAGAAAGAUCUAAAAUGCAAUAA
Rotaria socialis is the source of this 1896-nucleotide messenger RNA. The record is from the annotation of a GenBank genome assembly. Lineage: Eukaryota; Metazoa; Rotifera; Eurotatoria; Philodinida; Philodinidae.